Messenger RNA from Monomorium pharaonis (pharaoh ant), 6274 nucleotides. RefSeq lists its product as uncharacterized. NCBI's taxonomy places the organism in Eukaryota, Metazoa, Arthropoda, Insecta, Hymenoptera, Formicidae. The transcript has 6 exons. Gene Ontology annotation, molecular function: histone binding. Gene Ontology annotation, cellular component: nucleus. Gene Ontology annotation, biological process: DNA damage checkpoint signaling; positive regulation of transcription by RNA polymerase II. The coding region runs from base 610 to 4911 and encodes 1433 amino acids. The record is from RefSeq and is a predicted model, not a curated record.
AAACAAAUUUAUUUCCUAUUGUUCGAUUCUUACCAGUUGAAUAAUACCGCGAGCAAAGUAUUAAUUUAAGACACCUUAUUGGUUCCGCCAUACUUUGUCGGCACCAAUAGGAUUACUGACAACGUUGUCCAGACUCUUAUUAUAGGGACUCUACAUACACGUCUUCACGCGCGCGCCGCCACGCUCGUCACCGGGCGCCGUGCGAAAUACAGUGCAGAACAGUGCAAUAGAAAUAUGGCGGGCGUUGACUUGCUUUCGUGCCGUCUCGCGCCGAACGAACGACGACAAUAGAAAGGAAGGUGAAGAGGAACUGGAGUGAUCUACCGCACCGUCGGCUGCUUCACACGGGCGUCCGGCACCCCUGAUGAGUCACGUGCUGUCACGUGCGGGAGAGUGCUCUGUUUCAUCGCGCGUCUUCAUCGCGCGCGCGUCGCCGGUAUUCCGGCAUUCCGUGAACCGGACCCUGUACUCGGCGACGACAUAACCGAAGACCGCAGAUGUGAUACCCCGCGCCUACGGCGGAGAGACACUUCUGACCGGUGAGGAGAGACACUUCCGCGUGCAUUCGCGCGUUUGCAAACCCCCGAGCCCUGCUACAAUCCAUUGACGAUGUCUAACCCAGACGAGGCAGACACUUGCAAGUUAGACUUGUAUCCAGAAAGUACACAGGAGACACAAGAGACCUAUUAUGAAGGUGCUACCAACGAAAGCUUCAAAAUCAAUGACGAGACUCAAAACACAAAUCUGAACGAGAGUCAAGAUUUUAAUCUCAUCGUGUCUGAGGGAGACGACAGCAUGGUGGAGCAGAAGAAGAAGAUGCAAAAUGAGAAGGAAUCUAAUCUCCAGAAAUCGGUCGAACGGAAGGAUUUGCAAACCCCAGAGCUAAGCCCAGAGACACCACAAAUGGCAGAUAAGAACGUAAAUUCGAACGAAAGCAAGGACGAGGCUGUUGAAAAGAAGGGAGAUGUGUCCGGCGAGUUGGAGAAGAAAGACGAUCAUUCUGACGAGGACGAGGAUGUCAUUCAGGGCACACCUCCGCAGAAUUACUCCCCGUCGUCCAGGAAGAUAAGUGGCGUCGAUGUUACGCCAUUCAGUCUGAAGCGCAAGAUCAGGACUGCCGACGAGCUACCGCUCGCCAAGAUGCUCAGAACGAAGGACGCGACGAACGUUGAGAAGCCGAGUGGCGAGGAGUCCUGCAACUCCGACGAUUCGUACCAGGAGCUGUUUAAAAACAUCGACAAGAACGUUGUAAUAGAAGAGACCCAGGAUCUGACCAACCCCGAGUUUACUCAGAACUCGCUGAAGAUUCCUGCCACUGAACACGCGGCAGACAAACCCGAGACUCAUACCGAGCAGAACGACAGUCAACGGGAUGAGACAGCCUUCUCUGAGAAAAACGACAAUUCGAAGACAAAACUGAUUAAUGAUAGCCCCUCUGUUGUCCUUAGAGAUUACAGCAGAGACGAUUCCCAGCUAAACGAGAGCACGACAGCGACAGUGGCCGACGAAAGCCUGAGCGUUUCUUCCGCGAAGCUGAGCGACAUCAGCGCGAACGACAGCACCAUUGUCAACAUAAAUUCUGUCAACGGAGACAGUUCUCAGCCAGGAGAUGAUCUGCCCGUUGAGAUAAAGGCGGACGUCGCCUCUGCAAGCGACGUAACAACCGACGAGGCGUCUGGGACUGGAACGAAGUCAGUAAAGGAUAUAAAAAUAUCCGACAAAAAGAAUGAGGUGGAGAAAUUGAAAUGCGUCGAGUCCACCGCGGAAAGGACCGUCGAUGAUAAUAACGAUGAAGACGAGGAGAUCCCGUCCUCUCAGACGAAAUCGCGAACCAGCGUGGAAUUGAUAUUCGAAGGCGCGAACAAUCACCGAGCCGCCAGCGAUGGCGAUGGUAAAUCGAAGCCGCAGGUGGUGCAGAUUGACGACGACGGCGAGAAGAUACUGGACUCGUCGGUCGAGAUGGCGUACGAUCGUUCGAAGGGCACGAGGACCCCGAAACCGGAGGUCGUCCAGAUCGACGACUCACACGAGAAGAUUGUUCUGGACCUAUUGGGGAAGAGCGCCGAGAUUCAGGUAACGGACAAGAGCAGCUACGAGAGCAAAAGUAGCAGCCACGAUAACAGCUACAGAUCCAUGGAGAGCAUGAAGGAGUCGUCCCUGGACUCGAAACUGACGGGCAAGCGACUGGUAAACGGCAGUUCCGAUUUCAAGAAGAGCGACGCCGACGCCACCCUCAGCGUGGAAUCUGACGCUUCCUCCGUGAGCGACGAGAUCACCGUCGCGAAUGACGUGAAAAAGACAGAUGACACGAAGGUUAACUUCAUGGACAACAUCGAUUUCAUCAGCAUAAGUGAUCAUGAGACGUCCACCGUAGAGGAGAAAAGCAAAUCCGAUCUUUCUGCGCCGAUUAAGACCAUGCAGGUGGAGCGGGAGGUUAGUGUGUACCUGAAAUUAAAGUGUCUGUUGCACGUGGAUGAGAACACAAAGGAGCCCGUGAGCAAGGAGUUGACCGCGGUGCAUUGCGAGCCCGUGAUAAUUGAGCCCAGACAGAAGGGUGAGGAUAGCUCGCUCGACAUCUCCGACAAGAUCGAUUCGUCGCCUGGUUCUGUGAACAGCAAUCCUCAGCUGUACACGCUGAAUCCGUGCCGAUUAUCUAUUCUGUCAUCGAUCAGCUCAUCCAGCUCGGCGUCCAGCGCGGCCUCUUUGCAAGCGAAGAUAGCCCGUAACUCGCACUUCUUUUCGAUACCAUUGGGUCCGGCAAAGCACGCGAAGAAAUCCUCCCAGGACACUCUGCCGGAUAGGCAGAUGUUGAACGAUACGUACGAUCAAUUGACGCGCGAGUGGAAAAACCACCAUCUGCUGACGGAGACGAUUCUAAAUUAUACAAACACAGAGCUAAGCGGUAUCACCACCGGUAUUGCCGCUGCUACAGCUUCAGUUGUGGUCGACAUGGAGAAUAUGAACAAUGAGCGACUGGAUGAUCCUCAUCCUCAUCAUCACUUGACCGUUAAGAGCAACAAUAUGCGUUCGUCAACACCGUCGGAACAACCUGCGACGACUUCGAAGGUGGAACCAGUGACCACCACGCCGAAAAGCACGAAGAAGGGCAAAGCUGUAAAGAGGCCGAGGAGCAAACUGGCAAAGUCAAACGCCAACAUCAAUGCGCAAAUCAACCGAGAGGAUGGCGACAAAAUCUCGGACAAGCCGCACGCAUCGGAGUCGGACACACCGUCGAGAGCGAAGAAGAGCAAGACGGUGGAGCAAGACGACACGUUGAACAAAAGCGACGGCAAUCUCGAGCAAUCUCACUCGAAUUCGAUGCUAAAUGACGUGCUGAUCGGCUGCAACGUAUUCGCCAAGUGGUCGGACAACAAUUACUAUCCAGGCAUGGUGAGCAAUCGGCUGAAGGACAAGUACAAAGUGAACUUCUACGACGGCAAGAGCAAGGUGCUCAUACCCGAGUUCGUGAUACCGAUACCAAAGACGUUGCGGGAGGGCCUGUCCGUCUACGCGACCACGAAGACCAACGAUUAUAGUUUUCCCAGUAUUAUAGUCGACGUUCAAACAACGUCGGGCGGUGACACGUACUAUACGGUAGAGACCGAUGAGGGCGAGCGAUUGCGCGUGCAACUGCCAAACAUAUCCCUGACUGCCGAUCAAGCGCAGGUGCUCAAGGAGGAAGUGGAAGAUUCCACAGGCAAGAGCUCUCUGCCGAGCACUCCGAAGGCGCUCGCCCAGGUGACCCUGGACAACAUGGUCGAUGGCAAGCGACGUUCCAAGAGACUCGGCGCGCCGCUCUUUUCGACCCCCAAGUCCGCUACCAAGAACAUCGCGUCGACCAGCAUAUAUAAGGCCAGUAAGUCGGAGCCUUCGGUGUCCGGCAUCUCUUCCACCAAGGCGACGGUUGGAUCGGAGAACGAGGAGGGUAUCUCGAGCGAUUCGAACAUCGAGUCGAUUCAGCCGUUGGUUCAGGACAAAUACGCUAUAAACGGCACACAGAGAGAGAUAAUCGGCUCGCCGUAUGAACAGAUCAUGAAGGGAGGGCCGUUGAGCAAAAUCAAGAGCAAGCCACGCAGCAAGAAGAAGAAGGUGGAGGACCCACAAAUAAUUGAGACCCUCGGCCCGAUCCCGAACUCCCAAAUCUUUAAGGGCAUGUCAUUCAUUUUUACUUGCGCAUCCUUAGAGACACUGGACAGGCAUGUGGACAUGAAGAGUGCUAAGUCGAGCGCGGAGGAGACCGCCACCGAGACAGAUACCGAAAAUGAAAAUGAGUGGGUAGAUCGUCCUUUCGUGCGCGACAGGUUGCACACGCAGAUUACAGAGGGUGGCGGGAAGAUCUACUUAAUGGGAAUGGAUCUUGACAUUCUAAAGGAGUUUGCACAGAUACCGAAGGAUGAAUAUAAAAACACGACACUCAUCGCAAAUGUCCCAAACACCACGCCGAAGUACUUAUUGUGUUUGUCGGUCGGCAUUCGCAUAUGCAGUCACAAGUGGAUCAUCAAAUGUUGCGAAGAGAACAAGAUUCUGAAUGCGCGGGAUUAUGCUCUUCCCAAUGGCUGGAGUUUACUGAAAAAAACUUACAUUGAAGCGUUCCAGAUGGGUGCGAAAAAAUCGCUGUCAGAAGUCGUUGUAAUAAUUCCCAGUGUAGCAUUCGAAGAACAAUAUGUCACAUUCUGGCGACAAGUCUGCGAGAACGCGGGCGCGGUUGUUUUAAUCGCGGAGCACUCAGGAACAAUAGAUUUUAAUAAUGGUAAUGUAGUGGUCGUGUCUAAUCGGGAAUGCCCGGUGUGGGCAUUGAAGGGCGCGGCUCGGCUACAAAUUCCAGUACUAUCGACCACGUGGGUAGUUCAAUGUAUAAUUGAGGGCAGGCUCUGUCCAAAGGACCAUCCGCGUUACAAAUACAAUUAUUAGAAAGCUGGGUUUUUUGUUAAUUAGAAACCCAUUGUUUUUAUAAUCGUGAGUAUGUCGUCUACGAUGAAUGUAGCUAGAAUAUAUUUUUUCUUUUGCUUUCCAACUCUUCCCCGUUUUUGUUUUUCCAAAUCUUUUUAACUUCCACAAUCGCGCGCUUUGCAUGAGACGGAAAAAUGAUUUUAAUCAUGAGUCUUGAUAUUUUUUAUUUCAUCAUUUUUUAAUAUCAUUUUACUGUCUAUUAAAGCGUUUUUAAUACGCUAGCAUUAUAUGACAUAUCUCGUUUCUAUCAUUUUCUACAGACAAAAAAUUCUUCCCUUUUUUAUCCUUCUCUUUUUACGUUUGUACAUUCGAUUUAUUACUGAUUAUUAAUAUCACGCAUUUUAAUGUGGUGAUUCAUCUUCGCGCAAUUAGUACAUGUAAGCGAUAUUCUCGUUCUGCAAAUUUUCAAUUUAAAACAAUGAUCUUGAUAUUUGUUUUACAUAAUUCUUUCACGCGAGAAAAGUGCGUAGCGAUUUAUAUUUUUAUAAGAUUUUGUAUAAAAUGGAUAGUGUACAAAUACUGUACAUUAUAUGCAUGAAUGUGAAUCAUUAUUAUGUGUAAAACGAUAUCGCCAAUUGAUUCAUUGUUCUCUUUUGCGAUGAUUUGAUCAUGAUCACGCUCAUCAGAAACGCAGAAUUAAUUCCAGUAAACGCGGCCGAAGAAACGAUAGAAUGUCAUAUCAGUAAAUAAAAUCUUUACUUUCCAUCGAUUUUUUAUCAACGGGCAUCCACUGUCUACUGUAAUCGACUAUCAAAUCUAUGAUCGAUAUUGGGGUUCCUGUCUUCUCAUCAUGUGGAAUUAUAUUAGUAGCCAGAAACAACGUGAUUUUUUUCUUUGCAAUGUAGAUCAUAAAUUAGUUUAGUAGUAAAGAUAAGGUUCACGCGGGUCUCAGUUUCUGAUCUCUCAUAAUUCAUCACGUGCAGUAGGAGAGGAAGCAGGAACCUUAAGGGCCAUUCUACAAUAGUCGCAAGUCGUCAGUUGCUUUCUAUGACAAUCAGUGAUCAUCGAGCUCUAUACGUAAAGUUCAAUGUUCAUUGGCGGUUACAAAAGGCGACUUGCGACUAUUGUAGAAUGACCCUAAGAGAAUAUUUUUAUGAAAGACAAAAUAUCUUUUGAUGAACGACAACACGAUUGAUUAACAUUAAUACAAUAUGCAAAACUCCAAAUUUUUAUUAAAUUACCGAGUAGAUGUAUGCUUUUAUACGCGCAAUGUAUAUAAGUAAAUAUACUAUACAAAUUUUAUAUUAUAAUAUGUAUAUAAAGAGUAUGUUAUAGCUAUAUUAUGUACAAUCAUGUCCAGAAAUAAAAUAUAGUGAUAUUUUGA